This is a messenger RNA of Silurus meridionalis, 2524 nucleotides long. RefSeq lists its product as uncharacterized. Lineage: Eukaryota; Metazoa; Chordata; Actinopteri; Siluriformes; Siluridae. Gene Ontology annotation, molecular function: DNA binding. Gene Ontology annotation, biological process: DNA recombination; DNA integration. The record is from RefSeq and is a predicted model, not a curated record.
AUGAAACCGCCCAGAUUCAACGGUGUGUUGAUCUCGGUGGCCGAAGGGGAGUCGGCUCGCGUCCUAACGACCGAGAUCGACUCCCUUUUGAGCAAAAGGGCAAUCAGAGUUGUUCCGGAGGCGGAAAGCCGUCAGGGUUUUACUCGGUACUUUGUGAUCCCGAAGAGAGGGCGCAUCUCUCCGUCCGAUCUUGGAUUUGCGUGUGUUAAACAGACACCUGAGAAAAUAUUCAUUCAGAAUGUUGACACACAAAGCACUCUGUCGGUCGAUCCGUCCAAGCGAUUGAGAGCAAGCGGUCAGAGAUGCGGAGGCGUAGUCACUCAUCUCUGCAGCUUGGGUUUCAAAAUAAACAGGGAAAAGAGCCGCUUGUGUCCCGCGCAGUGCGCGGAAUAUCUGGGACUCAGUAUAAAUUCCCUCUCUUAUCGAGUCACGCUGACAGAGAGGAGAAUCGCAUCUCUCAUUCAGUGUCGCUCCGUUUCGGGCUGGGUCUAUGGUCCCGUUCGAGUGUGCCUACGAAUGCUGGGUUUAAUGGCCUCAGUGAUUUCUGUGGUGCGUCUGGGACUUCUCAUGAUGAGAGAUUUUCAGAGAUGGGUCGCGCGGUUGCGCUUAUGUCCCCGACGUCAUCUCAAUCGGCCGGUAAAAAUAACACAUUCGUGCGUCUUAGCGCUCCGCCAAUGGGGAUGCCCCGCGACUCUUGAUCGGGGAUUCCCUUGGGGCGGUGUCGUCAUGAUUACUAUGACGACGGACGCGUCUUUGAAGGGCUGGGGUGCGACCCUUAUGGGCAGAGCUGUGAGCGGCGUGUGGCCACCACAGCUGAUCCCGAGACAUAUAAACUACUUGGAGUUGUUGGCAGUAUUUCUGGCACUGAAGCACUUUCUGCCUUUUAUAAAGGACCGACAUGUGUUGGUGAAAACAGACAAUUCCACAGUGGUCGCGUACAUCAACCGGCAGGGAGGGCGACUCAUGUUCCAGGCGUAUGGAACAGGGGUGCAGAUCUAUUGUCCAGGGGAAACCCUCUGUACGGGGAAUGGAAACUGCACACUCAGGUGGUGGAGCAGAUAUGGCAGAGAUACGGCCGGGCCAGAGAUCUCACGCCGCGAGAAAACGCCAGUGUCCUCUGUUCUUUUCUCUGAGGGACGAAGAUGCACCGUUGGGUGUGGAUGCGUUAGCCCACCCGUGGCCAAACGUUCUUCUCUACGCGUUCCCUCCACUGAGCUUGAUUUCCCCCACCCUGGCCAGGGUCAGAGAACUCAGCUUGUCACUGAUUCUGAUAGCUCCACGUUGGGCUUCCAGGCACUGGAUCGCAGAAAUAGUUCAGCUACUGUCGGAUCAGCCUUGGCCACUCCCUCCACGGAGGGACCUUCUGUCCCAGGCGGGCGGGGAGAUUUAUCAUCCGCACCCGGACAGAAUUGCUCUCUGGGCCUGGCCCGUGAGAGGUGGAACUUGAGUGUGGCUGGUUUGCCCCGGUCGGUUAUACACACUAUCCAGAGUGCCAGGGCCUCGUCUACUCGCACGCUUUAUGACAAUAAAUGGCGAGUUUUUGAGGAGUGGUGUGGCCGCGGUCACAUUGUCUCUUUCCAGUGUUCUGUGGGAGACAUUUUGUGUUUUCUCCAGGAUUUGCUGGAUAAAGGGAGCUUUUCUACUUUGAAAGUGUAUCUGGCGGCUAUUUCUGCAUGUCACGUCGGGUUUAAUAACGAACCUGCGGGUCGGCACCCUUUGAUUAGCCGGUUUAUGAAAGGUGCACGCCGUAUAAGGCCGGUGUCUCGGUGGUUAGUGCCUCAGUGGGACCUGUCCUUGGUUUUGGAAGCCCUUUCUCAUCACCCCUUCGAGCCGGUGGAUGGCAUAGGGCUGAAAUUUCUUUCUCUUAAGACGGUGCUGCUUGUGGCUCUAGUGACUGCUAAGCGUGUGAGCGAGCUGCAAGCCCUGUCUGUCAGUCCGUCCUGUCUACAGUUCGCCCCUGGGCUCACGAAGGUUUCCUUUCGCCCUAACCCGGCGUUCGUGCCUAAGGUGGUGGAUUCUUCUUAUAGAUGUCCCGUUACGGAACUUUCGGCUUUUCACCCACCUCAGGAGGAGGAUGGCUUGAGUUCCUUGUGCCCGGUGCGGGCCCUCCAUACGUAUGUCAAGCGAACAGCGGGUUUCAGAAAAUCGGACCAGCUGUUUGUGUCUUGGGCUACCCCUCACAAAGGGAAGCCGUUGUCGAGUCAGCGGCUGUCCCGCUGGAUUGUGGAGGCUAUAUCUAUAGCGUAUGAAUGCUGUGGUUCUCAGGCUCCCACGGGUCUGAGGCCCACUCUACUAGAGAUGGCGACAUCAUGGGCCCUGCUUAAGGGUGUCUCUGUUCAGGAUAUUUGUGCGGCGGCUGGCUGGGCCACACCGCACACCUUUGUGCGGUUUUAUAGACUAGAUGUGUCUGAGUCAUCCUUGGCACACGCAGUGCUGAGUGCCAGGCGUUCUGAGCCUAUGUGAUUGACCUGUGCAAUCCGGGAGCAGUCUAUAUCUCCCAUAGUGAAACACCGAGCGAAGUUAG